AUGACUUCCCCUUCCUCGACAGACCCUUUUCCACCCCCGAUUCCCGUUGACACUCAUCCCCGCCGCGCGUCCGGGUCCAAGUCCCCUGAGUUCGAACGGUCCCUCCCCGACCCUAAUCGAUUGGCACCGGAGGAUGCAUACUUCGCUCCGUCGCUGUCAAGGGUCCGAUCAGCCCCGGUCAACUAUGGAGAAAGUCUGCAGUCCCUGAAUGGCGAUAGCGGUGCCCAUAUUGGGUCGGCGGCUGCCUUACGGAAGAGAGUUGGCGGUGCAGGGAGGAGACGAAGACGAAAAGGUGCUUGGAAGAAGCUCCUUUGGGUCAAGCAAUCGUAUCCCGACAACUACACCGACACGGAAACAUUUUUGGAUCACCUCCAGCGCAAUCCUCGAGUACGGCCAUAUGACUUCUGGCCACUGGUCGCCGAUUCGACUGUGAUUGUGCAGCAUGUAUGCUCAGUGGUGAUCUUCGUUUGUUGCUUCAUCGGUAUCGUCCAGGACCGAGUGAGUCCGGUCUCCAUUGUGUGCUGGGGAAGUGUUGGCACAGCCGUGGGCUGGAUUCUAUGGGACAACUGGAUUUGGAAGGAGCAUGCAGAUUCAGUGCAAGACCGAAAUGGAAUAACUGGAGGCGACGACAACUCCAGCUCAGAUUCAUUUGCCAGCGCCAUCAACACGCCCGCAAACAUUUCACAAUCCGAUGACUCCAAGUCGAGCGCUAUUCAUGGCCUCGGGCUGUCUAUAGCAGGGAAUGAAUCAAAAGAGAACCUGGCUUGUCGGAGUGCAAAUUUCAGCGAAAGCAUCGACGCAGUGGCUGAUUUGACAGCCCAAAGUGCUGUACCGUCUGCCUUAGGCAGCUCUAUGGGCAGCAUGGAUGCAUCGGUGUCGCCGAAUACCCACCGGAUUUCAAUGCUAUCACCCCGCAAUCGCCAGCGACUCACUACGGUCAAGUCGGCAUUCCUCAUCUACUUCUCCCUCCUGGGCCUCAGUCCCAUCCUGAAAUCACUUACCAAAUCCACUGCCAGUGACUCUAUCUGGGCAAUGAGCUGUUGGCUUUUAAUAAUGAACAUAUUUUCUUUCGACUAUGGGAGUGGGGAAGGCGCAGGCGCCACCACCAAGUUCCCUGCUUCUUUGUCCACGAACGCCGCUGUGAUGGCUUCGACUGUGCUCGCAUCCCGGCUGCCGUCUACGACACAUGUGUUCAGUCUCAUGCUAUUCUCGAUGGAAGUAUUUGGGCUGUUUCCGAUAUUCCGGCGCCAACUACGCCAGAAGUCAUGGACUGGUCACAUUCUCCUGACAUUGGCCCUCGUGAUCAUUGCUGGCGGUGCCGUCGGUGUCACACUGAGCGGCGGCUGGGCAGCAGCUAUUAUCGGAUCUGUUCUAGGCAGCAUCUUGACUGCGUUCGUCAUGGGAGGGUGUAGCUGGUGGCUCAUCAGCCUGCAGAAGUACAAGAACGUCGUGAUCGGUCCAUGGGAUCCUGCCCGGCCUAUCAUUCGGCGGCACUGGAACUAA
Messenger RNA from Penicillium bovifimosum, 1503 nucleotides. RefSeq names its product phosphatidylinositol N-acetylglucosaminyltransferase (gene pigc). The coding region runs from base 1 to 1503 and encodes 500 amino acids. The transcript is spliced from 2 exons. Gene Ontology annotation, cellular component: glycosylphosphatidylinositol-N-acetylglucosaminyltransferase (GPI-GnT) complex; membrane. The record is from RefSeq and is a predicted model, not a curated record. Gene Ontology annotation, biological process: GPI anchor biosynthetic process. NCBI's taxonomy places the organism in Eukaryota, Fungi, Ascomycota, Eurotiomycetes, Eurotiales, Aspergillaceae.